Parastagonospora nodorum SN15 is the source of this 690-nucleotide messenger RNA. RefSeq lists its product as hypothetical. The record is from RefSeq and is a predicted model, not a curated record. The transcript is spliced from 3 exons. Gene Ontology annotation, biological process: protein polyubiquitination; proteasome-mediated ubiquitin-dependent protein catabolic process. Gene Ontology annotation, molecular function: ubiquitin conjugating enzyme activity. Bases 1 to 690 code for a protein of 229 amino acids. NCBI's taxonomy places the organism in Eukaryota, Fungi, Ascomycota, Dothideomycetes, Pleosporales, Phaeosphaeriaceae.
AUGGCGGAAGCAGCGCAGCGGGUGCUCAUGAAUGAAUUCAAGCAGCUUAGCAAGGAGAAGUGGACAAACAUCGAGCUCAUCAACGACAACGUCUUCGAGUGGAGCGUAGCGCUCAUCGUGCUGAACGAGGACUCCCUCUACUACGGCGGCUACUUUAAGGCCAAGAUGACCUUCCCCCGCAACUAUCCCCACUCCCCGCCCGACUUCAAAUUCAUCCGCCCCCUCUACCACCCCAACAUCUACCCCGACGGCCGCCUGUGCAUCUCCAUCCUCCACCCCCCGGGCGACGACGAAAUGUCGGGCGAAACCGCCGCGGAGCGCUGGUCGCCCGUGCAGCGUGUGGAAACCGUGCUGAUCUCGAUCCUCUCCCUCCUCGACGAUGCGGAAGUCUCGUCGCCCGCCAAUGUCGACGCAGGCGUGAUGCUGCGCAACAAGCCCGACGAGUACAAAGGCCUGGUCAACAAGGAUCUCGAGCUGUCGAAGCAGGAUAUCCCCGCGGGUUUUGUGAUGCCGACGCACGAGACGGCGUGGCGGAAGGAGAAGGACGAUGCGGACUUUGAGAUGAGUUGGGAGGACAGUGAUGUGGAGAGCUUUGGGGGGAGUGAGAGUGAUCUGGAGGAGGAUGGGGAGAUGGACUCGGAUAUGGGGGAUGAGGACGAGGAAGAAGAAGAAGAUGACGAGGAUAAAUGA